GUCUGUAAGUGCACCCUGAUGUCCGGAAGACAGACACUCAGCGGUAAUAAUUGCUCCGGGGCUGCGGGGGAUGACAGCCCUGCAUCCAGCCCAAGCUCCAGUCCCAGUCCGGACGGUCACCGGGAGCUCCAGCGGGCCCGCGUGCUCCAGAGCGGCGGCGGCGGCGGGCUCAGCCUCGGCCUUGGCGGCAGAGGACGCCCGGCAGCAGCGAACGCAGCGCGGGAGAGGAGCCGAGUGCAAACCCUGAGAACCGCGUUCCUGGAGCUACAGAGGACUCUGCCCUCCGUGCCGCCGGACACCAAGCUGUCCAAACUCGACGUGCUGAUACUAGCCACAACAUAUAUCGCCCAUUUAACUCGAACACUGCAGGAGGAAGGCGCGGAGGAGGGAGAGAAAACAAAACAAACAGAGGCGUUACACUCACUGAAGGGGGACGGAUACCUGCACCCAGUGAAGAAAUGGCCCAUGAGAUCCAGACUGUACGUCGGAGCCAGCGGACAGUUCCUGAACAGAAACCCUUCAGAGUCAGAGAACCAAGGCCCAUCAUCGUCCACAUCUCAGUAA
Cottoperca gobio is the source of this 564-nucleotide messenger RNA. It is a transcript of the gene tcf24, whose product is annotated as transcription factor 24. The transcript is spliced from 2 exons. Gene Ontology annotation, molecular function: RNA polymerase II transcription regulatory region sequence-specific DNA binding; protein dimerization activity; DNA-binding transcription factor activity, RNA polymerase II-specific. Gene Ontology annotation, biological process: developmental process; regulation of transcription by RNA polymerase II. The record is from RefSeq and is a predicted model, not a curated record. NCBI's taxonomy places the organism in Eukaryota, Metazoa, Chordata, Actinopteri, Perciformes, Bovichtidae. The coding region runs from base 19 to 564 and encodes 181 amino acids.